Molecule: messenger RNA, 1015 nt
Organism: Micropterus salmoides (largemouth bass)
Lineage: Eukaryota; Metazoa; Chordata; Actinopteri; Centrarchiformes; Centrarchidae
Product: polymeric immunoglobulin receptor-like
Exons: 5
Coding region: 131-940 (269 amino acids)
Cellular component (GO): plasma membrane
Molecular function (GO): transmembrane signaling receptor activity
Source: RefSeq, a predicted model, not a curated record
GUUCAUCUUUUCAACAGCUCUGCAGGAUGGAAACACUGGUCUCACCAAUGCCCAGAUCACAUCUGUCCAUACAGGAACUGAAGGAGGAGAUAUCACGGUUACAUGCUCCUUUUCUUCAUAUGGAACCUCGAUGUUCUUUUGCAAGAGAGAAUGUAAACCAGAGGACAUCCUCAUUAAAACAACUGGUGUCAGAGAUCAGAGAGGCAGAUACAGCAUCACAUAUGAAGGAGGGGAAAAUGUUGUCGUGAGCAUCACACAGCUGACCAAGUCUGACUCAGGACUGUACAGAUGUGGUCUGGGUGGAUCAAACAUUACAUUUGAAAUCAUUGUUGUAGAUGCUCUGCAGGAUGGAAACACUGGUCUCACCAAUGCCCAGAUCCCAUCUGUCUAUACAGGAACUGAAGGAGGAGAUGUCGAAGUUAGAUGCCCCUUUUCUUCAUAUGGAACCUCGAUGUUCUUUUGCAAGAGAGAAUGUAAACCAGAGGACAUCCUCAUUCACACAACUGGUGUCAGAGAUCAGAGAGGCAGAUACAGCAUCAGAUAUGAUGGGGGGGGAAAUGUUUUCGUGAGCAUCACACAGCUGACCAAGUCUGACUCAGGACUGUACAGAUGUGGUCUGGGUGGAUCAAACAUUACGUUUGAAAUCAUUGUUGUAGAUGCAGUCCCAUCAGGCUCCACACCAGCAACACAGAGUUUAAGCUCUCAGACUGACCAGCAGCAGACAACAGCAACAGCAGGUUGGGCCUCCACCUCCACCUCCAUGCUGCUGUAUGCUGUUCUGAUUCCUGUCAUCAUCGUCAUCCUCUCAGGGCUGACACUGAUGAUAAUCUGUAUUCAGAGGAACACCAAACCUAAAGGUUUGCAGACCAGAGGAAAUUCAGAUGGCACAAACAUGGAGGUGACUUUCUUUAACUCUUUGAUUACUCUCUCUGUUGGAUAAGAUGUAAUAUAAUAAUAAUAAUUUUAAUAAUCCUUAUUUGUAGAGCACUUUUCAAAAACAAGUUACAAAGUGCUU